CUUUAAUGUUGUGUUACGUUACUGUUUAUCCAUAUUUAAAUUCAAAAUGUUACCGCCAAUUAAUUAAAAAGGAAAGUGAAUUCUUUAUAAAAUGAACUUGAUUUUCCCAUAACUAAAAAAAAAAUAAUUUUUUCUCUCUUUGGAAAUUUUUAAAAAAUGUCAACUAACAAUAGUGAUAAUAAUAAUAAUCAGGUUGCUAAUGCUAAUUCAUUUUGGUAUGAACCUUUAUUAGAUCGUGGUUUAGUUCCAGAUUUUGUGCUUCGAAUGGCGAUUCGAUCUUUAUUAAAGGAAAGAUUGGAUUGGAUUAAUUUAGGUGAAGUGGAAAAAAAUUGUCAAAGAAAAUUUGACUUUGUUAAUUCAUUGAAAGAAAGACCCAUUGCCGAACACACCGAUAAAGCUAAUGAACAGCAUUAUGAGGUUUCAACAGAAUUUAUAAAAGUUUGCUUGGGAAAAAGAAUGAAAUAUUCUUCUUGUCUAUUUCCUAAAGGAAACGAAAGCCUGGACAUAGCAGAGGAAGCUAUGUUAGAAUCCUAUUGCGUUAAAGCCCAAGUAUCAGAUGGAAUGGAAAUCCUUGAUUUAGGUUGUGGUUGGGGAAGUUUAAGUUUGUAUUUGUGCGAGAAAUAUCCCAACGCAAAAAUUACAGCAUUAUCGAAUUCAAGCACUCAAAGAGAAUACAUUGAAUCAAUUGCAAAACAAAAUGGCUUUGAAAAUUUAAAAGUCAUCACUGCAAAUAUCAAAGAAUUUGAUUUUGAUUCCUCAAAUCAAUUUGAUCGUAUUAUGACAGUUGAAAUGUUUGAACAUAUGAAAAAUUAUGAAUUUUUAUUUGAGAAAAUUUCAAAGUGGAUAAAACCAAAGGGAUUGUUAUUUAUUCAUGUAUUUUGUCAUGUUGAUCAACCAUAUGAUUUUACCCUUGGAGAUGGUUGGAUGUCAAAAUAUUUUUUUACGGGUGGAACGAUGCCUUCCGUUGAUUUGUUUCUUUAUUUUCAACGCCAAUUACGUUUGGUUAAUCAAUGGGUUGUUAAUGGUAAACAUUAUGGCAAAACAUCUGAAGAAUGGUUAAAGUUAUUAGAUAAAAAUAAGAAACCCGCGAUGGAAUAUCUUGCUAAAACUUAUGGAAAGGAAAAUGCUGUUGUUUGGUAUUACAGAUGGAGAACAUUUUAUCUUGCUGUUGCUGAAAUGUUUAAUUAUGAUAAUGGAAAUAUUUGGUGUGUUGGUCAUUAUUUGUUUGAAAAAGAAUAAUUUAUUCUAAUAUAGAUCGGGUUAUUAAGAUAGAAUAUCUAGUUUUUUUAAGGAUUUUUUUUAGUGAAUUCUUGUAUAAUAUUAAAAUAAAAAUAUUAUUUCACACUGUACUGUGCCGAAUCAUUCAUUAAUGAGUAGUGAAAAACGAUUGGAUGAUCAUAAUACUUUUAUGUAAAUCCACCAUUAUUUUUUUUUUUUUUU
Rhizophagus irregularis DAOM 181602=DAOM 197198 is the source of this 1440-nucleotide messenger RNA. RefSeq lists its product as uncharacterized. The record is from RefSeq and is a predicted model, not a curated record. NCBI's taxonomy places the organism in Eukaryota, Fungi, Glomeromycota, Glomeromycetes, Glomerales, Glomeraceae.